AUGCCUAUCGGAUGGCACCUCAUGGAGACACCUCCAUUACGACACCUUGCAGAUUACACAUGCCCAUGUCUCGCCGAACAACACCUUGUGGACAUCUCCAACUCGCUUCAAUGCCAUUGUCGAGUGAAAUCCCCUGGGCAACACCUUUCUAAAGCAGUGCUGGUGGCGCCUGCUGAAUGGUUUCCAAACAAUGCUUACGGCACCUACUGA
Prunus armeniaca (apricot) is the source of this 210-nucleotide messenger RNA. The record is from the annotation of a GenBank genome assembly. NCBI's taxonomy places the organism in Eukaryota, Viridiplantae, Streptophyta, Magnoliopsida, Rosales, Rosaceae.